Molecule: messenger RNA, 399 nt
Organism: Auxenochlorella protothecoides
Lineage: Eukaryota; Viridiplantae; Chlorophyta; Trebouxiophyceae; Chlorellales; Chlorellaceae
Exons: 3
Coding region: 1-399 (132 amino acids)
Biological process (GO): mRNA 3'-end processing by stem-loop binding and cleavage
Cellular component (GO): U7 snRNP
Molecular function (GO): U7 snRNA binding
Source: RefSeq, a predicted model, not a curated record
AUGAUCGCUGAGUGGGACCGCAUCUCCUCGCAGGUACGAUCCGCGAGCAAUGAGUCGGAGGCCCGCGUGAGCAGGCGCUCGUACCAGCAUCAGCUAGCCCUCCGAUCAGCGAGGCAUGCCACCCACCCACUGGAUGCCAUCUCCAACGGCGUGUCUGGAGGCCCCCUCCUGCUCCUGAAGGGGGCCAUGGCAAGCGGGAGGCUCGCAGCCUUUGACAAGCAUCUGAACCUCGUGCUGCGGGACGUCUCGGAGCGGUACACCGUCCUCAUGCGUGGCAAGCGCGACGGCCGCACGGUGCGGUGGCAGGAGGCGCGGCAGCGGACGCUGCGCCAGGCCUUCCUGCACGGCAGCGCGGUGGUCUCGGUGUCCCUGCACCCCCAGCACGCGAGCGGGGUGUGA